AAUUUCGUGAUCCAUAACAGUCUGUAAUGAUCCGUGUUCUAAAAGUGUCUACUGCAGUCGAAUGUGGUUAAGAGAACGUUUGUUUUAUUUGUGUCAAUGAUAUAUAAUAAAUUUCUAUUGAGAAUUUUAUAAUUUUAAUGUACAUUUAAAAAUCGUUUACUAUAAAUAAAAUAAAAACAAAAUGGGUGGUGGAGAUCUGAAUUUGAAGAAAUCAUGGCAUCCAUCUACUAUGAAGAAUAUGGAAAAAGUAUGGAAAGCCGAACAAGAAAAGAAUCAAGAGAAAAAAAGAAUAGCAGAAUUAAAGAGAGAAAUAGCAAUGGAAAGAGACAGAGAAGACAUGACAAAAUAUGCUAUGGAGCAAGGUGUUAUAGAAAAAAAAGAUGAUAAAAAAUUAGAUUGGAUGUACAAAGGUCCAAACGAAAUGGUAAAUAGAGAAGAAUAUUUACUUGGUCGUCCAAUUGACAAAUCUUUUGAACAAGUAGCACAAGCACAAAAAGAUACAGAUUUAAAUCGCGCACCAAAAAAUCAUGUCGAAUAUGAAUGUAUUCCGCCUUCUUUACGUUUUUUUUCUGGAAACGAGCAAGUUGAUCUAGCAAGGAAGAUGCAAGAAGAUCCAUUGUACGCUAUAAAAAAGAAAGAAAUGGAAACAAGAAGUCAGUUGUUAAAAAAUCCAGUCAAGCUAAAAAAAAUUAAAGAGUUGUUAGAACAACAAACAAAGAAAAAAGAAACAAAGAAAAAAAGCAAGAAGAAGAAAUCAACGAAUAAUACGGAUAAUAGUGAUGACGAAACUGAAUUGGAUAAUUUAUUAGCUGCAAAAUACAAACAACUGAAGGAUAAAAUUAGUGAAAAACAUUUGAUGAAGUCUAUGAAAAAAAUUAAACAUAAGAAAAGGAAAAAGUCUAAGAAAGUCAGUAGCGAUUCUGAAAGUGACAGUAACAGUGAAAGUGAUAGCGAUAACGAAAGCAGUAAUAGUGACAGCGAUAGUAGUAGUACUAGCAGUAGUAGUACUAACGAAUUAGUUAAACGUAAGAAACGAAAACGAAGUCACAAAAAGAGGAGCAGUAGUAAUGACAGUGGAACAAUGCAUAGAAAAAGAAAUAAAAAGAAAGAUAAUGAAAAAAAGGAAAAGCAUACAAAGUCAAGUACAUACAAAAGUGAUGAAGAAGAUGGCAAAAAAUUACUUAAUAGAAGUAACAACGCAUAUUAUACAAAAUCGGAUAGAACAUUCAAAAAAGAAAAAGAAUAUCAGUAUAGAAGAAAUACAGUGCAUAAAGAAGAUAGCAGCUAUAAAGAUAAUGAAAACAAUAAGAAGAGAUAUAAAGAAAGGCCUUCAGUAGAGAAAUACUUUAAUGAAAGCCAUAAAAGAAAAUCGCAUCACUUCUCUUAUAAUUUACCUCAAAGAAGAAUUAAUGAAGAUAGGAAAACUGAACAGAAAUGGGUUCCAAAAAAGAAGCUUUCAGAAGAAGAAAAGGAAAAACGUAGACAGGAAAUGAUGGAAAAUGCAACAUGGCGAAAUAAAGAACGAGAACGAAAUAUAAAGCAGUAUCAUGAAGAAGAAAGGAAAGAAUUAUCAAACGAAAAAAUAUAUAAUAGAGAUUUUAUUAGGAAGCAAUUAGUUGCUGCAGCCGAAGUGGGUACAGUUGCAUCAAGGAUUAAAUCUAAUAUAAACAAUAUACAACGUUCUUGCAGAGCAAUGGAUACAAAUUUCGCGAAGCGAUGAGUCAUUUAGUUAAGCCCACUUGUACAGUUAAUAUGUAGGAAUUCAAGAAUGACACGGUAAAUUCUCAGAUCUUUUUUUAUACAUUUUGUAUAGAAAAUAAAAUAUACGUAAUGGAUCUUUACCAAGAUGACUACACAUAAAUAUUAUUACACAAUCUUUUGUACCAUAUACAAAUAUAUAUAUAUAUAUAUAUAUGCAUAUAUAUAUACACAUUUUUAAAUUCAAUUUCAUCAUAUAUGUUGUACUUUGAAUCUAUUAGAAUAUAUCUUAUCAGGAAGUAAAUUAGAAAGUAUAUUUAUGUAAUUUUGCACAUUUCACGAGAUUCAAAAUUAUCUUUCGCAUCCAUGAUAGUAGUUACACGACCAAUCGUAAGAACAUUAUUUACGACUGCUCUAGCCAGGUAACCAGUAGUUACCGAAUAAUGUGCAGAAAAGAAUGGUGUGAAGUCGUCUGUUCUCUCUAAAUUUUGAUCCUAUAUUAAACAAACAUAUUAUAUAUUCUUAUAUGAAUGAAAUA
Molecule: messenger RNA, 2236 nt
Organism: Vespa mandarinia (Asian giant hornet)
Lineage: Eukaryota; Metazoa; Arthropoda; Insecta; Hymenoptera; Vespidae
Biological process (GO): mRNA splicing, via spliceosome
Cellular component (GO): U2-type spliceosomal complex
Source: RefSeq, a predicted model, not a curated record